AUGCCUGCCGGACCAGACGAGACCGAUAACCACGCCACAGGCGCCCCAACUGAGAGCAUUGCCAGAGAUGGUUCCUCCAAGACGGAGAGCAACGCAAGCACACACCCAAUCCACGACCAAGGACCACCAAAGGGAGAGCAAGUCGACACCAACAUCCACGCCUCUAAGGGACCAGCUGUUCCCAAAGACUUCAACGCCCAGGAGGAGGGCACCAAGGAAGAGAGACGUGCAAAGGCCGAGGCUUUGAACAAGUAA
Glarea lozoyensis ATCC 20868 is the source of this 255-nucleotide messenger RNA. RefSeq lists its product as uncharacterized. NCBI's taxonomy places the organism in Eukaryota, Fungi, Ascomycota, Leotiomycetes, Helotiales, Helotiaceae. The transcript has a single exon. The coding region runs from base 1 to 255 and encodes 84 amino acids. The record is from RefSeq and is a predicted model, not a curated record.